Messenger RNA from Drosophila bipectinata, 4264 nucleotides. RefSeq names its product Ubiquitination factor E4B (gene Ube4B). Gene Ontology annotation, cellular component: nucleus; ubiquitin ligase complex; cytoplasm. The record is from RefSeq and is a predicted model, not a curated record. NCBI's taxonomy places the organism in Eukaryota, Metazoa, Arthropoda, Insecta, Diptera, Drosophilidae. Gene Ontology annotation, biological process: protein polyubiquitination. Gene Ontology annotation, molecular function: ubiquitin-ubiquitin ligase activity.
CUUUUUCGGUAUUUUCGAUAUUUCCGAUAUGGUACGUCGGACGCGAAAACAAAAAUUAAAAUUAAAAAAUUGAAAAAGAUAGGCGGACGUGUACAUAUUUAGUGUGUUGUAAGAAAACUUCAAAGCCGAUAUCUUCACUUGAUCAAAGAAGCAGCAUAUAGUGUGCAAGCAGUCCGAUAACCUGCCCUAGUAUUUAAACAAAAGAGAAAUUUUUUGCGUGGUCACCAGUCAUUGCUAUUGGCGUUGCAGUCUUCUGUUUGGGAAGUUGUUGCGCUCCUUACCGUGUCCGGACUGAGAUCGACGGCGUUACGUCUGGAAAGGAGACAAAGAAGGACAAGACAGCAGGUGUAACUCUGAUUUGCGAGGCUAAGUUUUUCAGCUGAAGGGGCAAAGGAAAAACUACGCAACAAACAAACAAAAACAGCGGAAAACCCAAACUGCGCAUCGCUUCAAGACGGAUCGGAGAAAUGCCGGAAGAAGAGCCUCCGCAGAAGCCCAUGGAAGAAGGGGAGGAUGAGGAACAAGAGCAGGAUCAGGAUCAGGACCAGGACCAGGAGCAUGACCCUGAGCCAGAGCAGGCUGAGCUUCAGCAGCAGCAACAACAACAAGAGGACCAGCAUCAACUGGGAAAACCUGGUGAAGAUCAAUCGCAAAUGCCGGUGGGGGAGACAGUUGUCGCCGAAUUAACUGCCGAAGAGAUCCGAGAGCGCCGUCUUCGCACCCUAGCCGCUCGAAGUGGCCUGCAGACUACCCCAAAUACGCUGAGCUCAGUCACUCCCAGCCCGGAGAAGGCUCCCCGUACACAGGCAAACGUUUCUGGAGAGUCUCGUUUGGUUCGCGAUGCUACCCCAAGCAACAAAAACAUACCCAGCCUUUCAACAAAUGCAGUUCCCAGUGCUGCCUGGCAAAACCUCGACGGCAAGCAAGACAUGGAUGUAGAAAUGAAGUCGGUGGCGUCGACUCCACAGCAGGACGUGGAAAUGGCGGCCGCUCCAAAGGACGAGUUACAAAGCUGCACGAUCAAAUCUAGAUCCCAGGGGCCCAUGGCAGCGGCUAGCAGUCCGGUUAAGAGUGUGGAUGAGCAAAACGAACAGAUGUUGUCCCGUCUAUUGAACGCUACUUGGAACGAGUUUGGCAGCGGAUCCAUUAUCUGCGCUCAGAGCGCGAGCUUUCUGGAGCAGCAGCCAGAUCGCAGAUUCGAUUUCGAGUGCAUUGUUUCCAACGUACUUAUGGAAGCAGCCUUAAAAAUUUACAACGAUGAGCUGAACGAAGGAGAAGCCGGCGACGGCAUGGAGUUCUCCUCCGCCAAAAAAAUUAAGUCUGACGACACUGAAGUGCAAGAAAUUUUGGCCAAUGCGGUGGCCUCGGGUGGAGCACCCAUCUCCGAAGAAGGUGCGGCAGCAGUGGUCAGCAGAUCAGAUGGACAUACAGAUGGGACGACCAAUGAUGGCGGAACUGCUUGCUCGGCGCCCUCUGUACUUAGCAUUGUGACCACCACGAAACAUCACGUACUGCUCUAUUUGCAACGCUGUUACAAAAACUACCAGGCGGAGUGUUCCCGGAAAACUGCCAACACCCAAUCAGCCUUGCAAUUGGCAUUCGAGAGUGUGAUGCGAAUGGCAGUGCUCGUGCUCACCGACCGCAUUUACCAGAAUCUCAAUAGCCACAUGGAUCAAUCGGCGCUUUUGGAGCUUAUGUACACGGACAAAAUAAGCGAGUCCUUCCUGAUCGAUCUUGUGGCCCACACAUACCAGGAUCGUGAUGUCUUUGACGCGAUUUUUGGCCAGGUGCUGCGGGGCCUUUUUGCGGGAAUGCAGCGCAACAUUUGCACUUCCAAGAUAAACGUACAUCAAAUCGACUGGCUGGCCAAACUGGUGGUCAUUAAAGUGGGAAACAUUAGGCCCAUUGCUGAUCUUGUGUCCCGGCAGCCCAACUUCCUGCCGCCCAUCUGCACCAAAAUCUCUGGCAGAGAGAUCGUCAAGUGCAGUUUCCUGGGUCCCUUCCUUUCCGUUUCGCUGUUUGCAGAGGAGAACGUGAAGUUUGCAGAGUUUUGUUCCAAGAACAAAGUGGAGGAUGCGGCCAGCUCGCGGCUCCGUUGGGAACUGCACUCUAUGCGCACCCAAAUGCAUGUAGUUUUCCACUCCCUAUGUGUUAAUGCCACCAGCCGUCCGAGGACGCUCGAGUACAUCUCAAAGAUCCUGCGCCUUAACGACCGUCGCGUCCAGUUUGCCAGUGAUGAGAAGCUGCUAGCCAGAGAUGGUUUUGUGAUCAACAUGAUGAGCGUACUGCAGCAGCUGGCAGUGAAGAUCAAGCUGGACCGAGUCGAUCCGAACUUCCACUACUAUUCAAACUCGCUCAUCAACGUGGAGCAGGACACUAAAAUUCGUUACAACGACGAGGAGUACCGUAAUUUCCUGGCCCGCGACUUUGCCCAGCCUGUUCCGCUGGAAAAUGCUAACUUCCAAACACAAUGCUGGUUCCUCACGUUGCAAGCCCAUCACCUGGGCUACCUGCCCGCCAUCCAGCGAUAUCGCCAGAAGGUGCGGGCCAUCAAGGAGCUGCAGAAGCUCAUCGACGAGUUGGACCGCAGUAAGCCCCACUGGGUCAACUCCCGUUAUGCUAGCCGCAAUAAUCAGUUCAAGGAACGCUGGGAGAAGCAGCUGCGAAAAUUAACUCGCUCCAAAACAUGCAGCGAAAUAACCCUUCUUGAUCCAGCUUUGCUUCAGCGCUGCACGGAAUUCUACUCCACUGUCUGCGAGUUUAUGUUGUACCAGUUCGAGGGCCGUCCCAUAGAGGGUCCGUUCAUCUCGAAGGUACCCGUGCAACAACUGAAGCCAACAGAUGCAUUUUCUGCACUGCCCGAGUGGUACAUAGACGACAUAGCCGAGUUUAUCCUGUUCACCGUGCAACACGCCAACGUUGACAUACGCCAGGGCAUUGACCACUCUAUUAUCACCUGGCUGCUUACCUGCGUCUGCGCUUCGCACCUCAUUAAAAACCCCUACGUGACUGCCAAGCUGGUUGAGGUGAUGUUCGUCUUUUCGUUAAAGCCAGCCAACUCUGUGAACACAGCAAUGUGGAACCACGAACUAGCCCAAAACGCCCUGGUCAGCGCUCUAAUGAGAUUCUACGUGGAUGUAGAAACAACAGGCCAAAGCACUGAGUUUUAUGAUAAGUUUACAAUAAGAUACCACAUAAGCCAUCUGUUCAAAUCUAUGUGGGAGAAUCCCAUUCACCGGCAAGCCGUCAUCUGCGAAUCAAGAGUGGGCAACCAGUUUGUCAAAUUCGUGAACAUGCUGAUGAACGACACCACUUUUCUGUUGGAUGAAUGCUUGGAGAACCUUAAACGCAUUCACCAGACCCAGCAGCUGCUCGCGGACAAAGCCAACCUGGGCAAAAUGAGUGCCGAGCAGCAACAGAGCCGGCUCACCCAACUGGCGACGGAUGAGCGUCAGUGUCGUUCUUACUUGACGCUGGCGCGCGAGACGGUCGAUCUGUUUCACUAUCUGACGAGCGACAUUAAGGAACCAUUUAUGCGCGCAGAGUUAGUAGAUAGACUAAGUUCUAUGCUGAACUUUAACCUGAAGCAGUUAGCCGGGCCGAAGUGCAACGAUUUGAAAGUGAAAAACCCAGCAAAGUACGGUUGGGAGCCGCGCAGCCUACUGGCCCAGAUCUUCGACAUAUAUCUCCACCUGGACUGUGAUAGAUUCGCUCAAGCCUUGGCCGCCGAUGAACGCUCCUUCGAUGUGCAAAUUUGCAAUGAGGCCGCCUCGCGGAUACAGCGCUUGGCCCUGCGCUCGGCAGUUGAGGUGGAGCGCUUCAGGGCGCUCACUCAGCGAGCCCAUGAAAUUUAUGUGGCCAACCAACAGACUGAGGAUGAGUGCGCGGAUGCCCCGGACGAAUUCAAGGAUCCGCUUAUGGACACCCUCAUGUCGGAUCCGGUGGUGCUACCCUCUGGCACUGUGAUGGACCGAGCGAUCAUCACGCGGCAUCUGCUCAACAGCUGCACAGAUCCGUUCAACCGCCAGCCACUCACAGAGGACAUGCUGGUGCCAAACAUCGAGCUGAAGCAGCGCAUAGAUGCUUGGCGAAAGGAGCAGAGCGGCAAGCGCAACAACUGCUAAUCCUAUGCUAAACCCCCCCCGCAACCCAAGUGUACGUGUACGCCUGGGACUAGUUUAAUGUGCAGUUUUAGUGUAUUACCUAUCUUCUCCAUAUAUUUAUACAUAAACACAUAAAUAUUGUGCAGGAUUAGUUUGCAAUA